Cryptotermes secundus is the source of this 2211-nucleotide messenger RNA. RefSeq lists its product as uncharacterized. Bases 323 to 1243 code for a protein of 306 amino acids. NCBI's taxonomy places the organism in Eukaryota, Metazoa, Arthropoda, Insecta, Blattodea, Kalotermitidae. The record is from RefSeq and is a predicted model, not a curated record. The transcript is spliced from 6 exons.
CUCCAACGUUUUGGAGAACGAACUUCAUCUUCAGGAUUUCAGGAUAGGCCGUCCUAUGCGGUCCUGUGCGUUACUGUGGGUUGUGUGUUUGCUUCUUCCACCGAAACGCUCCGAAACCUUGGUCCUCAAGUCCGCUCAAGUCUGAAGUCUGUAUGUACGUGCGCAUGCGAACACGCUGACUGAAAAUGUGUUGUAAUAGUGUUGGAAGCGUUGGAAGUAUGGAUGUUGGUUGUGAGCACGGUGUGUGAAUGAAAAGUGAGAGGUUAUGAAGUGUGGAAAGAAUAUGUGUCAAAUCAGGUGACCAUAAAUUCAUGUAUUUAAUAUGCAUCUCAGAAAGAAAAUUGUGAUGCUGGUGGUAUCACUGUUGUUCAUUUUUGUUGUUGUUCAUAUACAUCAGUCCAUCGUCACUGAUGAUGAUCCGUAUAGUAUAUAUAAGCAGAAGUAUUAUCUUGAUGGUCUGAGUCACUGGUACAACUAUUCUGGUGAAAGUGAUUUAAAUGGGCCAACAGUAAGCAUGGAUAAUCCAAAACUUAUCACCAAAAUUCGAAAGAAGUUUCUCUUAUCUCCAUCACUGCAUAUAGAACCAUACAAUCUCAGUUUCCCACUUCUCUAUGACACAUCCAUGGGGCAGUCUGAGAUGAUACUUAGUAUUCUUGGAGACCAGAAAGAGGGAUUUUUUGUGGAAUGUGGGGCAUUGGAUGGUGAGACACGAUCCAACACUUUGCACUUUGAACGCCACCUCAACUGGAGUGGGCUUUUAGUAGAGGCUGACCCACUUAACUUUGCAAAGAUGGAAAACAAGAAAAGGAAGGCAUACCUGUCUCCCAGCUGUAUGAGCACCAAGCCAUACCCCAUAAUGGUUUCAUUCAAGCAGGACUUUAAUGUUGGAAAGAUAUCUGACUAUCCACCUGGGUACAAAGAGUUUGGAUAUGUGGAUGUGCAGUGUUUUCCUCUGUACUCCUACUUGCUAGCACUAAACAGAACAACAGUUGAUUACUUCAGUCUUGAUGUAGAGGGCAGUGAACUUGAUGUGCUGAGGACUGUCCCAUUUGAAAAGCUGGAUAUCCGGACAAUGUCAGUGGAAUUUGUGCAUGUAAAAGAAGGGAAGAACGUGCUAAGGAAAUUUGUUGAGAGGAAGGGAUAUGUGCUUCAUAGUGAAGUUAUACGUGAAAAUAAUCUCGCCAACGAUUUCAUAUUUGUGAAGUCAUCAGUUGAUGCAGAAAUUAAUUCCAGGUUGCUGUAGCAGGUGUGAGGAAGGUAGCAUAGUUGUUUCACCAUUGUGCAAAAGUUGUAUACUACAAAAUAUUUCCCUUUAUUUAAAUUUUUAUGGCAUACAAUUUGAAGUUUCUGCAUUUAACUUACAUGUAAUUGAGAGAAAUUCCAUAAAAAUGAGGCAGAUUUAUAAAUCUUUAAUAACUUCUCUUGGUUUCUAGUCUUUCAUAACUAUAAAGAAUAAUUGAUGAAUUAAUAUAUACUCAAACAUAAUGCCUAAUUUUGUUUUCACUCAAAGUGAUGCAUGUGUGAUUAUGUCUUUGUUGCUGUAAUGUGAUAUGGUCCUUAUAAUACUGAAAUCACUACAUUGUACUGAUGUAGCAGUUACAGUAAAGUUAUGUUGUAAGAUUGUGCCCACUAUGCCACAUGAUACAGAAAGUAUUGAAAGCAGUAUCACAGAUGAAAACGAUGUUACAUUUGAUUAAUAUGAAGCUGUGAAGUUAUACAUUAUGGUCUCCGGUUCUUUGGAGCAAAAGUGUCCUUCAGUUGUAAAAGGACAUAAGGAUGAUUGUAAGUAUGAAUGCAGAUUAUGAGAUGUGUUAGUUUGGGGCAUAAUGCCCUUCAGUUUCAAAGGGACAUGGAUGCAUCUCAUGAAGCAUUUAAAUAAUCAUAAAUUCGUUCAUUACAGUGUGGCAUUUUAGAUCACAAACUGUGAAAGCAUUCUUCAAUAACUUUUUGCUGUGAAAUGAAUUACAGUGUAGUACUACACUGACCAGUCUGACGCUGAAAGAAGAAUUUCUCAUAUUUCAGUGUACAGUAUCUUUAUAAAGGUAGUGAAACAUCAAUUUUAUAUUUUUGGACAUAGUACCUGAUAGUGACAUUAGGACAGUGGUUCCCAAACUUUUUCAUUUGGCUUUACCUCCAAAUGGAUAACUUUGUUAUUUGUAAGAUUUGAGGCUUUCACGGCGGUGACUAUGAAGAAAGCAGUCUUCUGGGAUU